Trichoderma asperellum CBS 433.97 is the source of this 1428-nucleotide messenger RNA. Lineage: Eukaryota; Fungi; Ascomycota; Sordariomycetes; Hypocreales; Hypocreaceae. The record is from RefSeq and is a predicted model, not a curated record.
AUGGGCCAAGACUCCAUCUACCUCCAGGUCGUAUCUGGCGACCCUACCGAGCCGCAACACAAGAACGCGGCACGAGUUCUUCGACUGCUCAACCGGGGAAAGCAUUGGGUUCUAGUCACCCUACUACUUGCCAACGUCAUUGUCAACGAAUCGCUCCCCGUGGUACUGGACCGCUUCUUGGGCGGCGGUGUUGCCGCUGUCGUAGGCAGCACAAUCCUUAUCGUCAUUUUUGGCGAAAUCGUGCCUCAGUCAGUGUGUGUGCGAUUUGGCCUGCCGAUUGGCGGAACAAUGUCGACGCCUGUCUUGAUUCUCAUGUACCUCUUGGGUCCGAUCGCUUGGCCGACCGCGAAGCUUCUCGAUUGGAUUCUCGGAGAGGAUCACGGCACAGUAUACAAAAAGAGUGGCCUCAAGACGCUUGUGACCUUGCACAAGUCUCUUGGCGAAGUGUCGGAGCGAUUGAACCAAGAUGAGGUCACCAUCAUCACUGCCGUUCUGGAUCUCAAGGACAAGCCCGUGUCGGAAGUUAUGACUCCCAUGGACGACGUUUUUACGCUUGCGGAAGACCAUAUCUUGGAUGAGGAUACCAUGGAUACAAUUCUGUCUUCCGGAUAUUCGAGAAUUCCCAUCUACCGUGCAGGCAACCCGACCGAUUUCGUGGGAAUGCUUCUUGUCAAGACCCUCAUUACGUAUGAUCCCGAAGAUCGUAUCCCGGUUAGGGACGUCCAAUUGGGGGCUGUUGUAGAAACACGGCCUGAGACGAGCUGCCUGGAUAUUAUCAACUUCUUCCAAGAGGGAAAAUCCCACAUGGUGCUGGUCUCUGAAUUCCCUGGGUCUAACCACGGUGCUCUUGGUGUGGUUACCUUGGAGGAUGUUAUUGAGGAGCUUAUCGGAGAGGAAAUUGUCGACGAAUCAGAUGUCUACGUCGACGUACACAAGGCUAUCCGACGUCUGACUCCUGCUCCCCGGGUGCACCGUAGGCACAGUGACAAUCCAGGCGCGGGAGUAGCGGUAAGGAAGACGCCAGACAUUGUGGCUAAUAACCACAAAAAUGUGGAAGGUCAGACCCAUGAAGUCGGCUCCUAUAAGAGUGACUCAGGCCACCUUGAGCGCCCUCCCAAGACAGCUGUGUUCAUGAAACGCCAACACUCAGUAGGUCCUGACGGCCGCAUCGGAAAGAACCCGGUGCCUGUUAAAGCUUCGCUCGAUGAGAUGCGACAGCAACUCCGGCUCGGUCCUGCGAACCGCGCGGCGAAUCCACUGAGCAGCACAAGAGGAAGUGUAUUCAAGAUUAAGCAAGGCCUAGGUACGACGGUAGUGACUACAACCACAACCGAGACUGCGAAGCCGGCCAACGGCGAAGCAGAGGGCGCAGAUGAGCACACCGAAACGACGCCGCUAUUAGGAAAAGACCAGAAUGGAACCAGAUAG